Messenger RNA from Neodiprion fabricii, 6222 nucleotides. RefSeq names its product polycomb protein Asx-like (gene Asx). Gene Ontology annotation, molecular function: chromatin binding; DNA binding. Gene Ontology annotation, cellular component: PR-DUB complex. Bases 1481 to 4528 code for a protein of 1015 amino acids. Gene Ontology annotation, biological process: positive regulation of transcription by RNA polymerase II; animal organ morphogenesis. Lineage: Eukaryota; Metazoa; Arthropoda; Insecta; Hymenoptera; Diprionidae. The transcript is spliced from 9 exons. The record is from RefSeq and is a predicted model, not a curated record.
AAGCCCUUCGGAUUCUAGGCAUGCAGAAUCUUAGUAGAGAGGUCUGGCUCCAGCUGUACUCUCUCUUUCCAAUCACGGCCUCAGCUCGGUACACAGUCGUGCAGUCUAUCUUUAUAAGUCCAUGCGUUCAAUCAUACGUUCAACAUACACAAGAGAUGAAGGAAAGAUAUGAUACAUAUCCAUAUAAUUGUGAGUAAUACGUUUCUAGAGGGUCGUGCGCACAGAGCACUGAAAUAUAAGCUUAUAAACGUGGAGUGGACAUGCCGAUGUUUUCCUCUGAUCUUUCAGGUCCAAGAUUGCAUUGUGCUUUGCGCAAAAAAAUUAAGACAAAUACAUAUCGCCGUCUCUCUCAAUCGCAUUAGAAGUAUGCUAUCAAGUUAGGACAGGAUGUAAGCUUUCUUUCUCAACCUGUUUGGGACACGUUUGGGACCAUGAGACACCGUGACCGCUCCAUUUAAGCUUUAUGGUCUGGGAGGUUUUUAUAGUUUCUUUUCGCUUUCAUGCUGAUGAAUUUAAUGCGUCACAACUAAUUCGAAAUGCUACAUUCAAAGCGAGACGAAGAUUAUGUUAAUGAUUUUGAAUUCGUAAUGAUUCUCUUCGUAAAUUGAUAUGUGUGAAUCGGCGAAUGAAAAUAUAGUAUGAAGAGAAGAGAUAUAAGAAUUUGAAAAAAUUUGCUGCAGUUGGCUAGCCUGGACGGAAUAAAUACGUAAAUACAAUAUGGCUGGUUGAAGUGAAACGUCGUCAGAGUUUUUCUGUUCGAUAUUUCAUGCUUCACUGAGUGAAAACUCUCUAUUUUAAUAGUUACAACGCGUUUGCAACGUGUGACAAUAGUUUAUUAACAAUUUUGUGCUGAAAAUUGUCAAAAAUUUUAACCUAAUUUAGCAGGAAGUGGUUGGUCAGUCGGUUUGAAGAAAUGUUGUUUUUAUUUUUUAUACCCCAGUUGACAUUCGUCGGAGUUCGCAUAAUAUACCAAUCAAAGAUGUAACGAUUGUUAUGUUAAUAUUUAAGAACUUGUGGUAUCUUGUCAACUCAACCAUGUGUACACGUGUAGUUUUAUCGUGGCAAUGAGGUAGGGCACUACUUGUAUGACAAUGGAGAUGGAUUUGGAUGGCACGAAGUGCGAAGGAGGCGGAGAAAGCAGCCCUGGGUGUUCUGGUUACUCCAGUAUGGUUCACAGUAAAAAAGUUAUCAAACACGCGCUUCGCCAGCAGGCCAAGAGGAGGAGAAAAAACACUACGAUAGCUGCUGGCAACUCUCGCACUCUUCCUAGGAUUGUUGUGAAGCCUCUUCCGCCACCUCCUCCGGAUGAUAUUCCCUUGAAUGUUGCUAAUGUCCCACGAACUCCCACAAUUGUGUCAUCUGUGACUCAAAAUUGUUGGAUUGUUGCUUCUAUGUUGGUUUUCAUAUUUGAUUAUGAAAAUCAUUUAGGUUUUUUUUCCACUUGUAACUAACAGGUCUGCUGAGACUCUUUGGAUAAGCAAUGUGUAAUAUCAAGAAUUGUGGCACACAUAUUGCGCAGGAUAUGCAGAAAGCCGAGGAACCAGCAGCUACAAUGAGGGAAGUGCUGGCAAGUCUACCUGGUUUUAGUUUGAAGUCUAGUCGUAGAAGAUCGACGAAAAGGCUUUCAGCUGCUGCUCAGUUAGAAGCUGGGUUAGUAGAUUUGGAAUCCCCAGCCAGCAUUUUGGCCAGCACCAGUCUUAGGGCUUUACUUAAUCGGUACACCUUCCAGGGACUUCCUCCUCUUUAUCAAAGGAAGCUCGCUCAGCUUUUACCAGCUGUUGAUAGACAGGAUGCUGCAACGUCUGGAUUAAACAAUGAGUUCUUUGCACGUGCCUGCCUUGAGUGGAAAAAACGUCUGGCUGAGGGUGAAUUCACCCCCGAAAAUCAACAGAGACUGAAAAUGGAAGCUGAGAGAGAUAAGAAUAAAUUAGAUCCUUGGAAGCUUAAGCAUUUUGAACCAAUAUGGGGUGAGAAACGAGAACCUAAGUUGAGAUCCGGACCGCACUCUGCAGUGGAACCAAGGCCGAUUGGAGCAGUCACACGUUCAAGUUUGCGAUUGCGCUCAGAAUCUAUACACGAUCAGACAGCACCUGAUCUUUUACCUUGUUCAGCAGCAGUCACAGAAGAAAAAGUGGCGAUAGCAAGUUACGUUUCUAAAGGUCAUAUAAUGGCGUCAAGCUUGACAACGGAAAGUCAAGCAGUGACCCUUAAAUCAACGCAAGAAUGUGAGGAUGAUAAGGAAAUGGUGCCGAGUAAUAGUUGCAAAGAAGUACUAACACAGCAAAAACUAAAUUCAUCCAAUGUUAUAAUUAAGUCUGACCCUGAUCCAUUCAUAGAAGAAACACCUGUCAUUGUCACUAAUGAUGAAACCACGAAGUCAUCGGAACUUCGUGUGUCUGAAACUCCAGGAGAGUUAAUGUUAGAAAUAGCCAAUGGAGUAGCUGCUGAAAUUAUUAACGAAGAAAUACACAAAUCUGAGGAACCAGUUUCCGAUGUACCUGAUGAAGAGAUUUCCCGUCAAUCGGAUAAUCAUGAUUCCGAGAUAUGUAAAAUCGAAAGUAAUGUAACGACAGAGAAUUUGUCAUCUUGUGAUGGUGCCCCUCUAUCAGAACCAAUAUCAGAGAAUCAGUCUAUAAUCAAUAGUCAACCAGAAGUAGAAGAAUCAACUACAACUACAACUGUAGAUGGUGAACCACAGAUUCCAGAAGAGAUGGAGAUAGAUAGUGAAACAUUACAACGCAUACACGAAUUAGAGGUACGUGGUGAAAUGAUAGAAGCUUAUGAAGAGAUAUCAGGUUGCCCAGAAAAUAUUUAUCCUAUUUUGGCGGAUAUAGAAAUUGGUUCAAGUACAGGAGGAGGGGACGACAAUCCUGUGGUACCUGUACAAGGGCCAGUCAAUGCAGCCUCUUGCGAGAUGACCACUGGAAAUGAAGAAGAUGCUUUCAUUGACGCCAAUAAUUAUGUUCUCGAAUCACGAGAGAUUAGUACCGGGAUGCUCGAAUGCAACUGGACCGUUGAUCCCACAGUAAAUAAUGUUGGAGUAACCAGUACACAUGAGGAGCUCCAAGUACCCUGGCCCCUAGUAACCGCAGCCUUAGAUGGUUCCGUUGCAGCAAACAUAACUGUGACGACACAGGAUGACUGCAAUGAUUCAUCGACAUCCAACGAAAUUGAGAGCAUUCCCAAACAAAACAACACAAAGACUAGUAUUGCGGAAGUGAUGAACUCUGUGCAAAUUCCCGUUGACCAAAGCCCUUCCUAUGAAAGAGCUGACACAUUGACUGUUGGUACCCCUGUAACAAGCUGCCUAUUGAACAACAUUCAGUCGAAUAGCCCACCGAUAAUUGCAUUUCCUCCAUUACAGUCAAUCAGAUUUGUACAAACGAAUUUUCACACAGGACAAACAAACUCAAACUCUGUCCCGAUACAGAUUCAAAACCAGCCCAAUCCGUCCCCCCAGCUCAGCGUGGUCAGUACUCAAGAAGAGACUAUUGUUCAAAUAUCGUCGGCAAAUGUUGUUGGACAAACGAAUGUUGCAACUAGCAACGUUCUUCCACGUAAUCAGGCGCAGAGCAACCCUAUAUGUGUUCCGUCCCCGAAUCAAGGUCGAGGUCAAAGUACAAUCGUCGUCCAGCAACAGACGCCAAUUGUUGCGCAACCUCGACAGAUUGUAACUGCUACUGUCCAGCAACAAUAUGCUACAAGUGCCGUUACUGCUCCUUCGCGAUUGGCCCGUUCUACCAGCCAAGGUGGCCCGAGAGGUUCACGAAGCGGCAAUAAGGAACAGGGCGGGGGAAGGUCUAGGAGUUCCACAAAAGAACCCCCUGGUGCCGUAAAUUUGGAACGAAGCUACCAGAUUUGCCAGGCGGUGAUUCAAAGCUCGCCGAAUAGGGAUCAACUCAAGGCUCAUUUGAAACCACCUCCAAGUUUACUAGCCCGUGCUGAUGGAGCUUUCACCACUAGCAAGCCUGGAGGACGUACACUAACCAGUGUCAAAACCCAGAAGGCUCAGCAAGCCGUGCAGCAUGUAAAACAUACGCAGAAUAAGGGUCAAGCAGUGAUGCUUAGACACGUAUUUGCUACCACACGGCAAGCCAUACCUGCAGAGGUGACUGAAAGUGGGGCAGUGGCUCAGCUGGGUCCCAAUGGAACAAAUGGCCUGGGGCAAUACAUCUUGGUACAAAGAACUGGAGUUGGUGACAGUGCACCUCGGGCUUCAUCGGCACCGCCGCUACCCCCCCAAAUAGCUGGAAUGGGAGUGGGACUUCAUCUGGUCAGAGGAAGGCCAGCAAGCGCCGGGGAGGGUUCUCAUCAAGCUGUAACUCUGAAGGCAAGGGGUGCCUCAGAUGGGAGAGGUGGUGGUGGUGCUGAGCCUGGUGCUCCCGGUGUUAUUAUGGGUGGUGAUCCUCCACCACCAUGUGAAUGCAAUAUGAGAGGUGCCAUGGUCAUAUGUCGUCAAUGCGGAGCCUUUUGCCAUGAUGACUGUAUUGGACCUCAACGGAUUUGCGCCACCUGCCUCAUACGUUGAUCGGUGGUUAAUUAUAAAUCAAGUAGCCAGAUAGAUGAAACCCAUAGAUCAAGCUAGAGAGGGCUAGCGUUGGAUAACAAAGCAUGAGAAGGCUGAGCGGCUGUUAGGCUUGACAUAGUUUUCAUAUCUUUGAUUGCCGGAAAUAGGUUUCAACUAUCGUUUCUUUGCUGCUAGCUCAUUUGUUGGUGAAUAUGGUGGUACUGUUUUGAAAAAACUUCCCUUAAUAUGAGAUUUUUGGAAAUUUUUUCACCUCGGCCAGUACCUGUUUAUUAUCCACCCGGUUACCGUUCAUUCAAUAUUCUUACAAGUAGAUGAACAUGGGCGUAGUGGGGACGUUGUUAUGUUUAUUGAAUUGACAUGUACUUGACAUUCAAAAAACUCUACCUUUCUAUGUGAAACCCUCCCAUAACCAUCACUCUAAGGCUGGUGAGUGAUGAAACAAAGUAUAAAUAAGAAAAAUAACGCGUGAAGCGUAAACAAUCAAAGCAACUUGCCAUCAUCCGUGUUAUCUCGUGUAUUUUAUUUCGAUACUUUUAAUGCUACGUACAAUCAGAGGCAUAUCCAGGCCUGGUGAUUUAUUGAGUCCCCAUUACUUUCAGUGUUAAAUAAGGGCUAAAAUUGCAUUGCAGUCCGACACCGUUAUUGUCUUCCACUAACAUCACACGCAAUCGUUCGUGAUAUCGCUAUUUAUUUAUUCCCACAGUUUUCAAUUCAUCACCCACGUUAUUGCAAAGGACAUUCUUAUUGAAAAAAAUGCGAUGAGAUGCGGCAACAGAUUAGCGUAAAACAUACAGUGAAAAGAGAGUUUAAUGAGCUUGACUCAUGUAUUUCGAUACAGUUUAACGCCUUGGAAUCAUUCUGCCGCGUCUCUUCACACGCGAUGUAUUUAGGAAACUCGUUCGUCUAAGGCAUGUCUUAUCGAGUCAUUAACGAGUGACCUAUUUAGCAUUAGCGACAUAUUAAUUAUCAUUAGAGGUAAGAUUUUCAUGUAGAUUAGCUGUGAUCCAAUGCUUAUUGUUAGAUAAAUCUGCGACGGAUGUUCGUUAUAUCGAGUCAACGAACUGGACUGAUCCUGAAAAGCGACGGAACUGACGGCGCGCAAAAAAGGCGUGACUGACUUUACGUCGAAUUCUCACAUUGUACAUAAAACAUGUUUUUUAAUUUUUUUUUAAUCAUAUUUUCAUUAUCUCAUUACGCCAUUAGGUUUGCAGAGCACGAGACUUUACAUUUUAGCGUAUCAGGGAAAAUACAAGACGCGACUCAUCCAUAUUAGAUUGUAAUACAUAAUUGUUUAUUUUUUAUCAUCUUACAAUGAUAAUAUUAUUGUUGUGAUUGCAUAGCACCUACUGUGUACUCCGCUCAAAUGUAAAUAAAAUCAUAUUCGUUUAAAACUUUAAAAAAUGGUCUGAUAUGAUUAACGAAAAUUUUCGACUUCUUUUUCACUCGGUAGAUUUGCAGUAGCAAAUUGCAGACCUUCUGAAGACAAUUAUAAUUAAAUUGUAUAGAAGCCUUGUCAUUCUUUCAUCAUCGAACCAAAUCCAUCCUCUCACAAAUAAUGAUUCAAAAUGUUAAAAAAUAUAAGUUGCAGCAACAGUGAAGAACAAAGCAGAAAGGCAUUACAGCAAAUGUUGACUACAACUCGUAGUACGGAUGACUGUCAACUGAUGAAGCGACGCUUCUUUUCAAUUUUUGUG